Rotaria socialis is the source of this 951-nucleotide messenger RNA. The record is from the annotation of a GenBank genome assembly. NCBI's taxonomy places the organism in Eukaryota, Metazoa, Rotifera, Eurotatoria, Philodinida, Philodinidae.
AUGAAUAUAACAAAAAAUAUUACUGAUUCUUAUCCAUUGUGGUAUUUUAUUAAUGAUUCAAUUAUGAUUAUUGGCAAUUUAGUUGGUAUACUUUGCGCAUGUAUUUUUAUAUUGACAAUCAUACGUCUCGAUCAUCCGUCGUAUUCAAUUUCAAAUUUAAUAGUCUGUAAUGCUUGUUUAGCUAUAGGACUAACUAGUACAAUAAUGUUAAUAAAUGCAUGUUAUGCAUUAAAAAGUGAUUUUGAAGGAAUUGGUUAUCCCGAUUCAUUUUGUAUCUUACGAGGAACACUUUUAAAUUUAUUUUACCUAUAUAUGUAUACCUCACUUUGUUUAAAGGCAUUUAACAGACUUCGAUGUAUUGUUUAUCAUACAAAUCGAUUUUUAACAUCUAAUCGAUGCUUUCUAGUAGUACUUCUAUUUCAAUGGUUACUAAUAAUAUUAUUGAUAUCAGUAAUAAUAUUUACAGAUGGAGUAAAUUAUGAUUCGGGAUCACAUUUAUGUCUGGUACCAAUAACUCAAACUUAUCAUUCGUUAUAUAUGAUGAUUAUCUACUAUAUUUCUAUGUUAUUUCUAUCAAGUGUCUAUAUACACAUUCUUUGUUAUGUUUUACAUUUACCAUUAAUAGAACGAUGUCGUCGAAAACGUCAAAUAGCACUGCUUAGACGAAUACUUGUUCUUCUUACGAUGCUUAUUAUUCCUGGUUUGUUGUCAUCAUUUUUACUUUUUCGUUGCAUGUUUUCCUAUUCAAUACCAACUUAUUCAUUAAAAAUAACUACAUUAUUUGAUACUAUUGGACAUACUGGUGCAAUCAUAACAAUAUUUAUAUCUCAUACAAAAAUACGUCGUGAAUGUUAUGGUAGAAAAAAAAUAGAAACAACGAAUGUACUAAAAAAAUUUCAAUUAGAAAAUUGUGAAUUAGUCUCACUGAAAGAUCAACCAAAUAAAAAAUAA